This is a messenger RNA of Verticillium alfalfae VaMs.102, 1839 nucleotides long. Its product is annotated as vacuolar import and degradation protein. The transcript is spliced from 3 exons. NCBI's taxonomy places the organism in Eukaryota, Fungi, Ascomycota, Sordariomycetes, Glomerellales, Plectosphaerellaceae. The coding region runs from base 1 to 1839 and encodes 612 amino acids. Gene Ontology annotation, cellular component: nucleus; cytoplasm. Gene Ontology annotation, molecular function: protein binding. The record is from RefSeq and is a predicted model, not a curated record.
AUGUUUGUCCUCAGAAACGUUGGCAAACUCAUCUUCGGAUCUACAAGCCAAGAAUCGUUGAUCGAACUGCCGCAAGGCCAGCUGUACCUCGUCCGACCUCUGUCACCCAAGGGCUACUCGGAACUCAUCUUUAAAGACGCAACGGCACAAAUUCGACGUACCGGCCAAGACUUCCAAUACCAACUAGUGAUCCAGAGAGUCUACGAGGAAGGCGAGGCUGAACUGUUGCUGAAGAAGAAGGGGAGGACGCCGAGAUUGACGCGCUGUCUGCUGAACGAGACGAGAAGACAUUUCUGCUCGACGAAGCCCUCCACUUCCGCGUCGAGAUUCGUGAAGGGUCCGAGAAGUUUACCCCCGACCGCGCCGCGUACUCGUGGCUCCUUCGCUUCAAGGAUCAACCUACCCCUGGAACGUUUCCAGGAAGGUUUGCUUCGCUGUCUCUGGGAGCAACUGAAUGAGACCAAAUGGGAGAAAAUUAAGGAGCGUGAGCAAGAAUAUGUCACCGACGCAUUCAACGACCUUCAGAUGGAAGACACACCUGAAGAGGAGGAAGAGGAAGAAGAGGAGGCGGAAGAGCCUGAGUAUGAGGAUGCCGACCCUGGACAGCAAAGCGAACACUACGACAGCGAUGAAGAGGAUGAGGACGUUGUCACCAAAGACGAGGACGGCAACGUCAACUCGCAGCUCGCUGUUGGCUAUAAGCACGAUCGUUCAUUCGUUGUGCGUGGUUCGAAGAUUGGCGUGUUCAAGCACACAAACAACGACAAGCUCGAGUUCUCGACCAACAUCUCCAAAGUUGAGACGCCCAACGGUGUUCUGUUCAGCCCCAAGAAAGUCAUGUUGCACAACGAGGAUCGCAACAUGAUUCUCCAACAUCAAACAGACCCCAAUAAGCUGUACCGCAUGGACCUCGAGUACGGCAAGGUUGUGGACGAAUGGAACGUCCACGAAGAUAUUCCUGUUGUCACGUUCGCGCCCGAGAACAAGUACGCCCAGAUGACGCACGAACCCACUUUCCUCGGUGUCUCGCACAAUGCACUCUAUCGCAUCGACCCUCGUCUAUCGGGUGACAAGCUUGUGGAAUCGCAGUUGAAGCAGUAUGCCUCUAAGAACCAGUUUUCCGCCAUGGCGACGACCGAGAAGGGACACAUUGCCGUGGCCUCCAACAAAGGCGACGUCCGUCUCUUUGAUCGUCUCGGAAUCAAUGCCAAAACGCAUAUUCCGGCUCUUGGAGAGGCUAUCAUUGGUCUCGACGUCUCCGCGGACGGCCGCUGGGUGCUCGCCACAUGUAAUACGUACAUUCUGCUCAUCGACGCCAUGCAAAAAACGGGCAAGAACGAGGGCAAACUCGGCUUCGAGAAGCCCUUCGCCGCCGCCGAUAAGCCGCAGCCGCGUCGUCUCGCGCUCACGCCCGAGCACGUUGCGCAAUUCUCGCACGAAACGGGCAAGCCGGUGCGCUUCACGCCCGCGCGCUUCAAUGCCGGCGAGGGGGUUGAGGAGACGAGUAUCAUUACGGCCACGGGCCCGUACAUCAUUGAAUGGAAUCUUAAGAAGGUGCUCCGCGGCGCCAAGGCGCCGUACCUCAUCAAACGGUAUACCGAAGACGUCAAGGCCGACGACUUCCAAUUCGGCACCGACAAGAACGUCAUUGUCGCGCUGCCGAACGAGGUCAACAUGAUUGGCAAGGGCGGGCUCAAGCGGCCCACACGCGAAAGCAUCGCUGGCGACUUUACACGGCUCAGUGUGCCGGGCGGCCGGAAGAGUUCGGGUCGCAUCGGCACGCCGAGGAGCGGGCGUUACAAGCUUGGUCGGGAUGAGGUUGUCAACUCCCCGUACUAA